AUGAUUGCAACUCUGCUAUUCCAGAAGCCCAAAGUAACUGAACAGCUUAAGAAGUGCUGGGGUGAAUAUAUCCAAGGACAAUGCAGUAAAAUAUGUAGAGCAACUGAAAUACAUCGAGUUUUUUGUGAAAAUGGGAAAUAGUGUUAUUUCAAUAGCUUAGAAGAAGUGGAAAGACACAGAAGAAUUAGAAAGCCACCUCAUCCAAAGGGAAAGGACUAG
Molecule: messenger RNA, 219 nt
Organism: Sorex araneus (European shrew)
Lineage: Eukaryota; Metazoa; Chordata; Mammalia; Eulipotyphla; Soricidae
Gene: DEFB127
Product: defensin beta 127
Exons: 2
Source: RefSeq, a predicted model, not a curated record